Messenger RNA from Hansenula ciferrii, 552 nucleotides. RefSeq names its product snoRNA-binding rRNA-processing protein IMP3 (gene IMP3). Gene Ontology annotation, cellular component: small-subunit processome; Mpp10 complex; small ribosomal subunit. Gene Ontology annotation, biological process: rRNA processing. Gene Ontology annotation, molecular function: rRNA binding; snoRNA binding; structural constituent of ribosome. The transcript has a single exon. The coding region runs from base 1 to 552 and encodes 183 amino acids. The record is from RefSeq and is a predicted model, not a curated record. Lineage: Eukaryota; Fungi; Ascomycota; Saccharomycetes; Phaffomycetales; Wickerhamomycetaceae.
AUGGUUAGAAAAUUGAAACAUCAUGAACAGAAACUACUGAAAAAGGUGGACUUCCUAGACUGGAAAUCAGAUCAAGGUCAUAGAGAUGCUCAAGUUAUGAGAACUUAUCAUAUUCAAAAUCGUGAAGAUUAUCAUAAAUAUAAUAAAAUUUGUGGUGAAAUACGUAAAUUAGCAAAUAAAUUAUCUCUUUUACCACCAACUGAUCCUGUUCGUUUAAAACAUGAAGAAUUAUUAUUAGAAAAAUUAUAUUCAAUGGGUAUAUUAUCAACAAAAUCAAAAGUUUCAGAUUUAGAAAAUAAAGUAACUGUUAGUGCAAUUUGUCGUCGUCGUAUUGGUGUUGUUAUGUGUCGUAUGAAAAUGGCUCAAACUAUAAGUGAUGCUGUGACAUUUGUGGAACAAGGUCAUGUUAGAGUUGGUCCAAAUGUUAUAACUGAUCCUGCUUAUUUAGUUACAAGAAAUAUGGAAGAUUAUUUGACUUGGGUUGAUUCAAGUAAGAUUAAACAAAAUGUUUUGAAAUAUAGAAAUAAAAUUGAUGAUUUUGAUUUGGCUUAG